Molecule: messenger RNA, 941 nt
Organism: Prionailurus viverrinus (fishing cat)
Lineage: Eukaryota; Metazoa; Chordata; Mammalia; Carnivora; Felidae
Gene: TIMM9
Product: translocase of inner mitochondrial membrane 9
Exons: 6
Coding region: 284-553 (89 amino acids)
Source: RefSeq, a predicted model, not a curated record
UGUUCUCUUCCAUCCAGCGGCUGCGGCGCCCGCCCUGACCCAGACCCUCCGCCCCUAGACUGGACUGGCAGCGCAGCCCCCCAGCCUCGCACUGGUGUCGGAUGCGAGAGCCUGUGCUUAAGUGAAGCUUAAAUAUUAAAAAGUGACCUUUCCGCUGCAGUCUACAAGGUAAGAAAUCAGGCUUCAUUGGAGACAUUCAAGCAAAGGUUGGACAACUAAUUUUCCAGAACAAAAAGGAAACUCAUGCAUCAGAAAAGGUGACUAAUAAACAUAUCAAAAGAAUAUGGCUGCACAAAUACCAGAAUCUGAUCAGAUAAAACAGUUUAAAGAAUUUCUUGGAACCUACAAUAAACUUACAGAAACCUGCUUUUUGGACUGCGUUAAAGACUUCACAACAAGAGAAGUAAAACCUGAAGAGACCACCUGUUCAGAACAUUGCUUACAGAAAUAUUUAAAAAUGACACAAAGAAUAUCCAUGAGAUUUCAGGAAUAUCAUAUUCAGCAGAAUGAAGCCCUGGCAGCCAAAGCAGGACUCCUUGGCCAACCACGAUAGAGGAGUCCUGAUGGCUGGACUUUAGAUGAAACACUGCCAGCAGCUGUUGUGAUGGAAAUGAGGAUUCAUCUGAUGGAAUCCCCUGAAAGCAGUAGCCACCAUGUUAAACUGUCAUGACUGUCUGGCAAGUGGGAAACAACUAGAGAAACAAAAUUGCUAUUUACCAUGAAUAAUCAAAAUAGAAGGUCUUAUUGUUCAAUCAAAAUAAUAAGAUGCAACAUUUGUUGAGGCCUUAAGAUUCAACAGCUUGGUAACUUCAUUAGAUAAAUAAACCAUUGUUUCUUCAAUUGUGACUGUUAAUUUUAAAAGCAAAAUAAUGUGUUCAAUCAUGUAUGAGAUAGAAAAAAUUUUUUAUUACUAAAAGUAAAAUAAAUGGAAAUAUCACUGA